Molecule: messenger RNA, 1431 nt
Organism: Penicillium longicatenatum
Lineage: Eukaryota; Fungi; Ascomycota; Eurotiomycetes; Eurotiales; Aspergillaceae
Product: IFRD domain-containing protein
Exons: 2
Coding region: 1-1431 (476 amino acids)
Source: RefSeq, a predicted model, not a curated record
AUGCCCGAUCUCCGUCGGCAGAUCUUUGAGAGCGGCAAGACAACAUCCCGCAAAGCAGCUUCUCGUGAGGCUUCGAGAGCCACCUCUCGCGCUAGUUCCAAACCGACCUCACGCCAGUCUUCGCGAGCUGCAAGCAGGCAGCCAUCUGACGAUGAGGAUGCAGGAUAUCUUUCUGACGAAACAGCCAUGAGUAUCGGCUCACUGGAUGAUGAGAACCCUGAGCAGGAUAAUGUCGAUUGGCCCCAGGAACUCGCUGAUCGGAUCCAAGAGAUCCUCGACCGCAAGCGAUCUAGUGUGCAGGGUCGCGAAGAGGCUCUGGCAGCUUUCUGCAGGCUUACAAAAUACCAUUAUGCGGUGGAGGAGAUAUACGCAUCGGUCACUGAUCUGCUUGCUGCUUUCGCAAGGAGUGUUCGGUCGGACUCUGCUCGAGAGACAACUCUGGCACUACGAGCGAUCGAGUUGCUUGCCAUCACAGCCAGUGACGAUAAGGUCUUUGAAAAUACCGAACCACUUUUGACUCGCACAAUUCAGGACUCAUCUUCCAAUGCCGUCAAAUCUGCGGCAAUCCAAUGUCUCUCUGCAUGCACCAUCUUUGGUGGCGCUGGUGAAGAUGGCAUUCUCGACCAAAUGACUUUCCUCCUAGAUAUUGUCGCCUCUGACGGGCAAUCGAUCAAUGCGCCAGAUGACCCACUCAGCGUGACAGCGGCACUGCAGGCUUGGGGAUUCCUGGCAGCGGAGAUAGAAGAUUUCGAAGAUGAGAGCGAAGAAUCCGUGCAAAUCCUCAUGGAUCAGCUAGAGAGCGGCGAUUCGGCAGUACAGAUUGCAGCGGGUGAGAACAUCGCCUUACUCUAUGAGAAGAGCUACACACCACAAGAAGAUGACGAUGAUGAGGGCGAGGAAGAUUCCGAGGAUAGCGAUGAGCAUGAAACUGCCACCAACGGCCCAAAGCUCGUCAAGCGUUACAACGCCUACCACAACACCCCUGAACUAGAGCGUCAAUUGCAGUCUCUGGCACAUGUGCACUCGAAGACAAUCAGCAAGCGCGACAAGAAAUCUCUACACAGUAACUUCGCGUCAAUUCUCACAACAGUCGAGAACCCUCGUCGUGGACCUCGUUACAACAUGGCCAUCAACCAAGACACAAACCGACAUUACGGUAGCACUCUGACGGUCAAGAUUGGUCGGCACGGCGUCAUGAGUAUCGAUCGGUGGUGGAAGUGGACUCGCUUGACAGCACUGCGCCGAAUCCUCCAGGGUGGUUUUACUGAGCAUUAUUACCAGGGAAAUCGUGCUGUUCUCAACAAUUUGCCCGUGAUGCUACGAAGCGCUGAGCCCAGCCAUGGGACGGUCGAUCGACAAAGUGCGAAGAAGGCUGCAAAGAUGCGGAAUUCUCGACGAUGGACUGCACAAGAUUCCGAUGAGGAAGAUUAA